UCGUCGAUUUCGGCCCCCUCCCCCCUCCCCCUCCCUCGCUCUGGCGUCUCCCAUCGCCAUCGCGUCCAAACCCUAGCCCUCCCCAACUCCAAACCCUACCGCCAGUGGUCCAAUUCGCUGCGUCGGCUCGCGAAUCGGGCGUCCGCUUGUCGCACCCGCGCUCCCGAUUCAGCCGCCGUUCGUGCAAGAUCUGGCAGAUGGAGCCCGCGGCGCCGAAGGAGGCGCCGCCGCCCCAGCCACAGCCCGGGGUGGAGGAGGACGGGACGCUCUCCGCGACGGCAGCUAUGGCAAGGGACGCCGCCGUGCUGUUCCAGAGCCGCCGGUACGCCGAGUGCGCCGAUGUGCUCGCGCAGCUCCUGCUCAAGAAGGAGGGUGACCCCAAGGUCCUUCAUAAUAUGGCUAUCGCAGAAUCGUUUGUGGAUGGUUGUCCUGAUCCAAAAAAGUUGCUUGAGAUUCUUGGCAAUGUUAAGAUAAGAAGCGAUGAACUUGCCUGUGCAUCUAGAGAACAAGCUGAUUCUGCCAAUGGGGUAGGGAACAAUACUUCUUCUGAACCAAGAGGCAGUGGCAUUGCACCGUUGAUUUCUGCUGCACAUAAUGCAACAGCCUAUGGAGAUGAGUUUGACACAACCAUAAUAACAUUCAACACUGCUCUUAUCCUUCAUCAUCUUCAUGAUUAUGAAUCUGCACUGUCUGUUUUGGAGCCAUUGUACCGAAAUAUUGAACCUAUUGAUGAGACAACUGCUCUUCAUGUAUGUUUUCUGUUAUUGGAUAUUACAUUAGCUUUGCAAGAUGCAUCAAAAGCCGCGGAUGUCAUUCAGUACUUGGAAAGAUCAUUUGGAGUAGCUAAUACAGGGAACCAGAAUGAAAUUGCUAGCACAGUUCAGCAGCAACCUGCUCAACUGAAACCUGCAAAAAGUAACACGCCUCCAGAUUCUGAUUCAAAUACUUGUCCUGGUGGAUCUGAGAUUCUUUCAGUUGGAAGUUUUUCGGAUGAUACACUGGAGUUUGAAUCUUUUUACUCUACUCUGGAUGGUGGAAAUCACUUGGGCAGGCCUAUCUUAAAUGAGUUCUCGAGGGCAUCAGCUGAUCUUGCUGCCACAGCUGCUGAUUUGAAAGUUAGACUACAAAUUUACAAGGUCCGGCUUCUACUUCUCACAAGGAACCUGAAGGUUGCCAAGCGAGAACUCAAAGUUCUAAUGAACAUGGCUCGUGGUAGGGAUUCAUCUACAGAGCUUCUCUUGAAAUCUCAGCUAGAGUAUGCCCGAGGAAAUUAUCGGAAGGCUGUGAAGCUUUUGAGCACCCCCAAUAAUCGGACUGAACCAGUAAUGCUAACCAUGUUCUACAACAAUCUUGGUUGUAUACUCCAUCAGCAGAGAUCCAACCAUACAUCAGUAUUGUGCUUCAGCAAAGCACUGAAAUACAGCUUAUCUCUUCGCUCAGAGAAACCAUUGAAGCUGUCUGCACUAUCACAAGACAAAUCUUGUCUGAUAUCAUACAACUGUGGGAUCCAACAUUUGAUGUGUGGUAAACCACUGUUAGCAGCUCGUUGUUUUCGUGAGGCCAUGCCGCUCUUGUACCAUCGGCCCCUCUUUUGGCUCCGUUUUGCUGAGUGUAGCCUGCUAGCUCUAGAAAUGGGCUUCCUCACUGCAAGCGGUGCUACUUCAUGCAAAGAUGAGAUUGAAAUUUAUGUUGUGGGGUCAGGGAAAUGGCGCCAUUUAGUUAUCAGUCCGGUGAACUCAGGAAGUCAUUUAUCAGAUUUUGGGAGUUCAGGUGAACAUGGAAAUUUGAUAUCACUCAGAUUUGCUAGACAGUGUCUACUCAACGCCCAACUAUUAAUGGAUGCUUCUGAGCAGAAAAAAAUGGCGAUUUCAGAUACAGAGUGCAACCAAGGGUCACAAUGCCAGAAAAGUUCAGGCCAGAGCACAAUGAGUGUGGAAUCCAAAGUCCACUCUGGUCCAACAACUAAUGCAAAUGGAGAACAAAAGGGAGCCGCGAGCUUGAAUGCCACUUUGCAGAGCUCUCUUGCUAUGUAUGAUGACAUCAUUAGAAAAGAGAACCUGAAAAUUCGACAAGCCAUCCUGGGGGACCUGGCGUUCGUCGAAUUGUGUCUUGAGAAUCCCUUGAAAGCUUUGUCUAUUGCCAACUCACUGUUGCAGGUUCCAGACUGCUCCAGGAUGUACUUAUUCCUUGGCCAUGUAUAUGCAGCUGAAGCUUUAUGUUUGCUGAACAGGCUAAAGGAGGCUGUUGAUCAGUUAACUGUUUAUUUGAGAGAUGACAAUGCUAUUGAGUUGCCCUACAGUGUUGAGAAUCGUGAAAAGGCCCCUGUUGAGAAAGACAGCGAUGGCGAGGAUUCAGUCACUCCUGCCAUGACAAAACUUACCUCAGAAGAAUCUCAGCACUCAAUGUCUCUCAAGCCCGAGGAAGCCUGUGGGGUUCUGUAUGUUGACCUUGGCAUGACUGCUGCAGUGCAGGGAGAGCUUGAGCAGGCCAACUACCUGGUGAGCCGUGGUUUUGCAAUGUUGCCCAACAGCCCUAGGGCACUGCUAGCAUCCAUCUAUGUGGAUCUUCUGCAGGGGAAGGCGCAAGAAGCUAUUGGCAAGUUGAGAAGGUGCAGAAACGUGAGAUUUAAGACCAGUAGUGUAGCAGCCAGCAGAUAAGACUUGCCUCGUUUUGAUGAUUUAUCAAUAGUUGAUAAUUGCCAUUUCUUGAGUUGGACCCGACCCCAUGUGGAUGAUCAUCCUGAAAGAUCGUAACGUUUUCCUGUGUACCAUACAUAAGAAAAAGAACUUUAGAUCUCCCUGUCCCCUCUUUAGCUUUCCCAGAUUCAGGGGUGUAAUUUGUGUUACUCGAGUUUUAGAGCCCCUCUUUGGACUGAAAUGAUGAUACCUUCUGAUGUUCCUUUAUUCAGGAAAGAAAUGUGCAAAAGGCAUCAGAAUCUAAAGAACUUCAGUAUAUAUUUCGGUGCAUUUCUUG
Molecule: messenger RNA, 2973 nt
Organism: Triticum dicoccoides
Lineage: Eukaryota; Viridiplantae; Streptophyta; Magnoliopsida; Poales; Poaceae
Product: CCR4-NOT transcription complex subunit 10-like
Exons: 6
Coding region: 198-2657 (819 amino acids)
Biological process (GO): mRNA catabolic process; negative regulation of translation
Cellular component (GO): CCR4-NOT complex
Molecular function (GO): protein binding
Source: RefSeq, a predicted model, not a curated record